Molecule: messenger RNA, 1524 nt
Organism: Mollisia scopiformis
Lineage: Eukaryota; Fungi; Ascomycota; Leotiomycetes; Helotiales; Mollisiaceae
Product: MFS general substrate transporter
Exons: 6
Coding region: 1-1524 (507 amino acids)
Biological process (GO): transmembrane transport
Molecular function (GO): transmembrane transporter activity
Source: RefSeq, a predicted model, not a curated record
AUGGACCCCGCAGUUGCCGAACAAGACAAGGAGAAGCAGCUUCACCAAGAUUCUCCUCCCCCAGGACCUGAAUUCGAAAAGGGCCAUGUCGCACCAGAAGGGCCCCAAAACCCUGGGCAAGAUCCGGAUACCACUCUCGCAAUCCUCGAGCUCGUUCAGGCCAAAGAUGUUCAUCACCCAAUGCAUUGGCCAGCAUGGAAACGAUGGGGAAUCAUCAUCCUUUAUUGUUCCUUGCAGAUGUUCGUUACCAUCACAAGUACUUCAUAUAUCGGCGCCGAAUACGAUAUCAACUUGAAGUGGGGAGGUAGCACACAAGUCAUUACUCUUGGACAAAGUUUAUUCAUCGUUGGAAAUGCUGUUGGACCGGCAUUUAUGGGACCACUCUCAGAUAUCGGUGGUCGAAAAUGGGUUUACGUUGCUAGCAUCACCUGCUACGCCAUCCUAAACUUCGGAACAGCCUACGCCAGAAAUCUGCCCAUGCUAAUCAUCUUCAUGUUCCUCGCCGGCACCGCCGGUUCAACAGCGCUCUCUAACGUAGCCGGCACCAUCGCAGAUCUCUUCGGCGACAUCGACGGUGCCGGUCAAGCCAUGGCCCUUUUCGUCGUAUCCGCCAACGUAGGUCCAUCCAUCGGAUCCCCAAUCGGUGGAUGGAUAACCGCCAACGAGUCCUUGGGCCUAAAAUGGAUAUUCCUCAUCAAUGUAAUCAUCGGCUUUGGAUAUGCUGUUAUCAUGUGUUUCAUGCCCGAAACUCUGCCCAGACUCGUGAUUGCGCGAGCAGCCGCAAAAGCUCAGGAAGUUGACUCGGAUGAAGAGGCUAUCUUGAGAAGUAAGGUGAACGUGUGGAAGGAGUUGAGAUUCGUUACUACGAUGACCUUCCGCAUUAUGUUCACCGAGCCUAUUGUGCUGGCUUUGGGUAUCUAUAACGGAUUUGCAUACGGGAUUCUGUUUUUGUACCUCGAUGGUGUUUAUGAUGUUUUUGCCAUUAACAAUGGUCUCUCCAUCAUCUCAGCAGACCUAACUUACCUAAACUUCGUUGUCGGUGUCUUAGUCAUGUUCUGCUUCAUCCCCGUACAAACCUAUUUCUUCACCCGAGACCGCGUCAAGCACGGACACCCCCGUCCUGAAGCCCGCUUCCUCGUCUCCCUCGUAACAGUCUGGCUCUUCCCCAUCACCCUCCUCUGGUUCGCCUUCACCAGUUCCGGCAACGUAUCCUACUGGUCCCCCAUUGUAGCAGGCGGCGUCCUCGGCUUUGCCGACCCUUUGCUCUGGCUCUCCAUGCUGAACUACAUAACCGAUUCCUACCCGAACGUCGCCGCCUCUGCUAUCGCCGCGUUCCUGAUCCCGAGUUUCGUGAUGGCGGCCGCGCUGGCCCAUCUAGGUGUCCUGAUGUUUGAGAAUAUGAGUACCAAGUGGGCGAUGGCGACGAUUGGGUUUAUUAGUUUUGGGCUGUGUGCGUUGAUUUAUUUUAUUUUCUUCUUUGGGGAGAAGAUUAGGAGGAAGAGUCGGUUGGCUAGGAGGUUUUAG